This is a messenger RNA of Ceutorhynchus assimilis (cabbage seed weevil), 2272 nucleotides long. The record is from the annotation of a GenBank genome assembly. NCBI's taxonomy places the organism in Eukaryota, Metazoa, Arthropoda, Insecta, Coleoptera, Curculionidae.
GGAGAAAAUAUUGAAACUCGAAAACGCUAAAUUUUACAAAAUUCAACAAAUCCAAAUAAACAACGAUCAUGGCGUCCUCUCUUAGACCCUUUGUCAAAUACACUCCACCUGUUAUUUGGGUAACUAUGACGUCAUGAAUCGUAGUAUGUGUAGUAUGAUGUUUACCUGUCGCUAAAAUACGCCUUUUGUCGUGUAGUUGGGUUAUCGAUUUUACAAAAAUACAACAAUAGUUUGUGUUAUUUUCAACGUUUUUCCUGUAAGCUGUAAGGAUGGCCCUCCCAGCCAACUACAAGCAAAUCGCUAUGCAGGUCGUCAACCCUCAGUCAUCAAACCAUUUGAUGUCGGCUGGCGCUCCAAUGACUUUCAACAUAUUGAAAGAGAGGCUUAGGGCUUCAGGAACCCCUGGGACAUCUUCUAAUAAAGAAACCAAUCCUUUUAUAUCCACUCCAUCAUCAGGCAAUACAGGAUUUAUACCACAAAAAGUUGGUACAGGAAAAGCGAAAACUGAAGCUGCUAAAAUAUUGAAACCUCCCAAGGCUCCAGAAAAACCAUUGAUGCCUUAUAUGAGGUACAGCAGGAAAGUUUGGGACCAAGUGAAAGCUCAAAAUCAAGACUUAAAACUAUGGGAAAUUGGAAAAAUUAUCGGCUCUAUGUGGAGGGACUUGCCAGAAGAAGAAAAACAAGAAUUUAUUGAGGAAUAUGAAGUUGAGAAGACGGAAUAUGAAAAGUCCCUGAAAACAUAUCACAGUUCUCCAGCUUAUCAAGCUUACAUUCAGGCAAAAAAUAAGGGAAAAUCAAUUGCUCAAGGUACAGAUGGUGACUCUCACGAAAGAGCUACCAGCUCUUCUAAACAAUCCUCGGCUGAUAGGAGAAUAGAGAUUCAGCCUGCUGAAGAUGAAGAAGAUCAAGAUGAUGGGUAUUCAGUGAAACAUUUAGCUUAUGCUAGAUAUUUGAGAAAUCACAGGUUGAUCAAUGAAAUUUUCUCAGACUCUGUAGUGCCUGACGUUAGAUCAGUGGUGACUACUGGAAGAAUGCAAGUGCUGAAGAGACAAGUACAAUCUUUAACAAUGCACCAAAAGAAACUGGAAGCCGAACUCCAACAAAUUGAAGAGAAAUUUGAGGCAAAGAAGAGGAAAUUUGUAGAGAGCAGCGAACAGUUCCAGGAGGAACUUAAAAAACACUGUAAACCCGCUGUUGAUGAUGACACUUUCUUGAAAAUGGUUGAAAGUCAGUACGACCUACUGAAAAAGGAACGCACCAAAGGACAAGAAGACCCCAAAAAAACUGCACAAAACGGCACCCCUGAAUCGAUUCCAGUUAGUUUUACCCAACAAAAUGGACAAACUGAGCCUGAACCCAUGGACAUUACACCUGAAGCUCCACCACAACAACAAAAAGAACCCGAAAAACCUGAACUGCCUCCUCCAAGAUCUCCAAUCGCACCAGUGCCGCAACCAGAGCCACACUCCUACGCGCCCGCCCCACUUCAACCACCCUCCACAGCAGGUGGUCAUUCGCCGCCCACCAAUUUGGGUCCUAUGAUGAUGCCGCCCCAGCCCUAUCCUCAACAGUAUCCGCCUCAAGCUGCUCCGCCACCACAACCGCAACAAGGAGUGCCUCUACCAGCCAGACCGCCCCCGCCCCAAGGCUACGGAGUCUACCAACCGAACCAGCAAAAUCCCAACUAUCCACCCCACCAGCAAAACUAUCCAUACCCUGGCUACGGACAUUAUCCACCACCUCAAAAUUAUCCUCCUUAUCCGCCACAGGGUCGCGCUCAUCCCUAUGCACCUCCUGAGGGUGGUCCCGAUGGUGGGGCUAUUGCUUUGACACAGCAACAAUCAUCCCCAGGUGUCUAUCCAGGUCCGGAUUCCUCGCAAGGGCCACUUGAGAGCGAGGAUAAAGGUAAGGUUGGUAUAAAGAUUUUCUAUUUAAUAACUGGCGUAUUUUUAUUUGGAUGCAGAGUCAAUUUAAAAAUAUAAUAUGUGUUUUAAACUGACUCGCAUUUUUUUCAUUGUGUAGAUUUUUAUGUGUAAAAUUAGUGAUUGGCUUUGAAUGUAGGUAAGUUUUAAGUGUGAUAAGCUUGUGGGGUUUGCGAUUUCAAGUUUUUUCUGAUUUCAGGGAAAAAAAAAGAAGCCGGCAGCAACAAAGAGAAAGAAGAAAAGUAACGCGGGCUCAGAAAAUUGAGCGUUUGAAAUUGUAUUAUGCUGACAAAAACUCUAGAAUUAAUUACAUGGUACUAAUAUUACAAUUAAUAAAAUAUUUACAUGAA